This is a messenger RNA of Rotaria sp. Silwood2, 1554 nucleotides long. NCBI's taxonomy places the organism in Eukaryota, Metazoa, Rotifera, Eurotatoria, Philodinida, Philodinidae. The record is from the annotation of a GenBank genome assembly.
AUGCUUGCUGAACCGUGUAAAUCCGUUGAUUUUGCAUUUAAACGUUGUCCAAAUGGUUUUUAUGCUGAGAUAAAAUAUGAUGGCGAACGUUUACAAUUACAUAAAAAUCAAGCAAAUAAAUUUAAAUUUUUUUCACGAAGUUUAAAACCUGUUACUGAACAUAAAAUUGAACAAAUAAGUCAAUUUGUUUCAAAAGCAUUUCCAAAAGGUGAAUCAUUGAUACUUGAUGGUGAAAUUUUAUUAAUUGAUAGAAAAACAAAAAAACCAUUACCAUUUGGAACACUUGGUGUACAUAAAAAGAAAGAAUUUUCAGAAGCUAAUGAAGUUUUUUUCAUUUUUGAUUGUCUUUAUUAUAAUGGCCAAAGUCUUUUACAUAAGACAUUAAAAGAACGUCGGGAAAUUCUUACUGAACAUAUGGCACCAAUUGAAAAUCGUAUUCUUCUUUCUGAAUUGAAAACAAUCAAUAAAAAAAGUGAACUUAAACAUUUAAUCAAUUUUACAAUUGCCGAAGGUCUUGAAGGAUUAGUUCUCAAGAAUCCUGAUGGAAUCUACGAACCAAGUAAACGUCAUUGGCUUAAAGUUAAAAAAGACUAUCUAAUGGAAGGUACAAUGGCUGAUACAGCUGAUUUAGUUGUUCUCGGUGCUUAUUAUGGUACAGGUAAAAAAGGAGGUUUAAUGAGUGUAUUUUUACUCGGUUGUUAUGAUCCAAAAACUGACCAAUGGUAUACUGUAGCAAAAUGUGGUAAUGGUUUUGAUGAUGCAACAUUAGAAAAACUUCAAAAUGAUUUAAAACCAAAUAUGACAAAAAUAUCGAAAAACCCAAAUCAAAUACCUAAAUGGUUAAAUGUUAAUCGUGAUCUUAUACCAGAUUUUAUUGUCACUGAUCCAAAACAAUCACCUGUUUGGGAAAUAACUCAUACAGCAAAUGGUAUUUCAAUUCGAUUUCCUCGUGUAACAAAAGUUCGUGAUGAUAAAACAUGGAAAGAAGCAACAAAUUUUGAUUAUUUAACUGAACUUUUUGAAAAAUCAAAACCAUCAAAAAAAGAAAAUGAUGAAGAUGAAGAUGAAGAAAAUCUUUUUCAUUUUGGCGAUACAAAUGAUAAUAAUAAUAAUAAUAAUAGCAGUAAUAAUAAUAAUAGUCCACAAAAACCAACACCAAUUAAACGUAAAUUACUUGAAAUUGAUUCUGAUGAUGAAAUUGAAAUACAACCAAAACCAAAUAAAAUUAUACGUAAAUCAUUACCAAAUAGUUUACUUAAACUUAAUUUUCCAAAUAUAUUUGCUAAUCAAUAUAUUUAUUUAUCAUCAUCAUUACCAAUGGAUGAAUAUAAUAAAUUAAAACGACAUAUUGAAGCAUUUGGUGGUCAAGUACUUUCACCUAAAGAUAUUAAUAAUGAGAAACAAUUAUUACGUGUAACACAUUGUGUUGGAGAAAAAGAUGCAACAUUUGAUAAAAUUGAUUUAGUGAAACAAAAAAUUCAAACCAAUGUUACACAUAUAUCAUUACCAACAGUUUAUGUUUGGAAAUGUAUUGCAAAUAAAACAAAACUUUAA